Molecule: messenger RNA, 651 nt
Organism: Diaporthe amygdali
Lineage: Eukaryota; Fungi; Ascomycota; Sordariomycetes; Diaporthales; Diaporthaceae
Exons: 1
Coding region: 1-651 (216 amino acids)
Biological process (GO): naphthalene catabolic process; glutathione metabolic process
Cellular component (GO): peroxisome; mitochondrion
Molecular function (GO): glutathione peroxidase activity; glutathione transferase activity; 2-hydroxychromene-2-carboxylate isomerase activity
Source: RefSeq, a predicted model, not a curated record
AUGGCAUCUCGCCCCGUGAUCGAAUAUUACUUCUCCUUCAUCUCGCUAUGGUCCUAUAUCGGCAGCCGCCGCCUGCAGGCUCUGGCGCAACAGCACAACGCUCAGAUCAUCUACAAACCAAUUGACCUACUGCACAUAUUCUCCGUCUCCGGAGGGCUACCUGUGAAGCAGCGCGCGCCGCAGAGACAAGCGUACAGGCUCCUCGAGAUGGAGCGCUGGCGCAAGAUCAGGGACAUCCCACUCGUCAAAUUCCCUAAGUUCUACCCGGCGGACCCGUCUCUUGCUCACCGGGUCUUACUGGCUGCUAUCGAGGAGGAUGGCUACGAUAAUUACGCGGUGCAAGAAUUUGCUAGGAAGGGCCUCGAAACUGUGUGGGCGACCGAGGGUGAUAUCGCUGAUCCGGAAACCAUCCGGAGGCUAGCAGAAGCCUCUGGGCUCGAAGGUGCCAGGCUGCUGAAGAGGGCUGAAUCAGAGGACGGAUUGGCGGUGAAAGAGAAGGAACUGACGAAGGAGGCUGAGGCUAAACGCUACUUUGGUGCGCCGUUCUAUGUGUACAGAGGGGAGCCUUUUUGGGGUCAGGAUCGGAUUGAGAUGCUGGAAGAUGUCAUUAAGAGUGGCAGGGACCCAAUAGUGUUACCACAGAUAGAGUGA